Molecule: messenger RNA, 670 nt
Organism: Haliotis rufescens (red abalone)
Lineage: Eukaryota; Metazoa; Mollusca; Gastropoda; Lepetellida; Haliotidae
Exons: 3
Coding region: 1-507 (168 amino acids)
Source: RefSeq, a predicted model, not a curated record
AUGUCUAUGAGGUCACAUUAUCUCCGCACCAUUCAUAACUAUAACAGUCAGGGCUUCCAGAUCAUUUACCUUGAUGAAUCGUUCCACUGGCUAUCGGCAGAUGGACUAAAAACACCCAUGGUACCAUCAGCGUUGGCUGUUGCCGACUCCCUGGUCCUGUGGAUAGGCCUACUCCCUAUGUGGGUGAGUGAACUCACAGGCUUCGACAUUCAAGAUCAGUCUGAAUGGCUCUGCCUUGUACCAUUCUGCGCCAUCACCAUCUUCAAUGUCCUCAUCGUCUGUCAGGCAUCAGUAUCUUUGAUCAACGUAGUACUCGGUCUUAGACAAAUGGCUAAAUUAAAUCUUGUUUGUACCAUCUCAGAACUGCUGAUGCCCUUGAAUCAUGCGAGCAAUAUCUUUCUGUACUGUAUGUUUGGGCAGAAAUUCCGAAAUGGUGUUCGAAAUGGAGGAUUUUUCGUACGAAAACAGAAAAAAACAUCCUAUUUCUCGACGAUGACAACCAUUUGACUAUUCGACCGAGUUGUCCUUAAUGACUGGAUUAAGUGAUUAUGGCCAUGAACAGAAAUGUGAGGGAACAAGGGUGUGAUAGUGUGUUCUCUAUUUUGGUCAGAUAAAAAAAAAAAAGAUAAAAAAUCUUAAAAAAUGUAUUUGGUUUGUUUAUUAAAACUGG